This is a messenger RNA of Penicillium pulvis, 965 nucleotides long. Its product is annotated as NAD(P)-dependent oxidoreductase. Gene Ontology annotation, molecular function: NADP binding; oxidoreductase activity, acting on the CH-OH group of donors, NAD or NADP as acceptor; NAD binding. The transcript is spliced from 2 exons. Lineage: Eukaryota; Fungi; Ascomycota; Eurotiomycetes; Eurotiales; Aspergillaceae. The coding region runs from base 21 to 965 and encodes 314 amino acids. The record is from RefSeq and is a predicted model, not a curated record.
ACUCAAUUGAAAUCUACACAAUGUCUGGAACUAAUGUCACCUUCAUUGGCCUCGGCAACAUGGGCCGGGGCAUGAGCGCCAACAUCGCCAAAAAGGGUCCCCAGGCUAGCCUUACCCUCUACAACCGUACUGCUGCUCGCGCAACCGCCCACGCCGCCACACUAGAAGGCAAUGUGAAAGUCGCAGCCACCCUCCCCGAAGCCGUGAAGGACGCAGACAUCAUCUUCAUCUGCGUUGGCGAUGACGCAGCCCUGGACUCCAUCACAACCGGAAUCCUGGCCGAUAACUCAAUUGACUUCAGCAACAAGACAGUUGUCGAUUGCUCAACCGUGCACCCCGACACAUCACGCCGCACAGAAGCAGCCUACGAGGCACGCGGCGCAUCCUUCGUCACAAGCCCCGUCUUCGGCGCACCCAACAUGGCAGAUGUUGGUGGUUUGAUCGUCGUGCCCGCAGGUAAACAAGCUGCCAUCGCGAAGGCACGCCCAUUCUACGAGGGUGUUACCGCCGCGAAGUCGAUUGAUCUGUCUUCUGGGACUGGAGUUGAUAUCGAUGUUGGACGCGCGACUACCAUGAAGGUUAUUGGAAACACCUUUAUUCUCAAUACCGUUGGAGUGCUUGCUGAGGCGUUGACUGCUGCUGAGACUACGGGGCUGGGUGUUGAGCCUUUGAAGGAGUGGAUUGAGUUAUUUGCACCGGGGCCGUUUGCUAAGUAUGCUAACCGGAUGGUUUCUGGUGAUUACUAUACUCGCGAUGAGCCUUUGUUUGCUGUUGAUCUUGCCCGGAAGGAUUUGAGACAUGCUUCGAAUUUGGCGAAGGAGGGUGGACAGCGGAUGCGGAAUGUGGAGGUUACGGAUCAUCUGUUGUCUGUUGUUAAGGAGGAGAAGGGUGUAAAGGGUGACAUUGCGGGUGUUUAUGGUGCUGCGCGGAAGGAGGCUGGAUUGGAGUUUGGUAACCAGAAGUAA